AUGGCCGCAGAGAAAGCUGUGAAGGUGAUUGGCCAAGGGUAUGAUCUUUGCAAGGAUAUAAGGUUCUCUGCUUGUAAGUCUAGAUUGAUCGAGAUUGGUCGCAAACACACUAGAGACCUUGUUUUUCCCGGUGGGGUUGUUGUGGACGAUGUUCCCAACUCCAUCAAGUGUGACAAGGGCGAACGCACCAGGUUUCACUCUGAUGUGCUCCCUUUUAAUCAGAUGUCUGAGCAUUUCAACAAACAGUUAUCUUUGUCCGGAAAGAUUCCAACUGGCCAAUUCAAUACCAUGUUCAACAUGAAAAAUGGUUGGGCUACAGACGCAGCUUCUACUAAAAACCUUGCCUAUGAUGGAUGUAUUGAAAUAUUAAAGAGCAUUGAUGCUUUUUGGUUCAUUGAAAAAUAUGGUACCCAUAUAAUAGUUGGGGUGCAGAUGGGAGGCAAGGAUGUGAUACAUAUCAAGCAGACAAAAAAUUCAGAUUUCACUCCGAUUGAAGUGCAGAAGUUGCUAAAGCAAUUAGCUGAUGGGAGGUUUUCUGAGGUUUCAAAUCAAAGUUCUACUGUCAAUCCUGCUGACAAAUUAAGAAAAUUAAAGGAUAAUCAUGGGCAGCGGAACAAACCUAAUCCUGCUGCUGGCAGGCCAGUCUUAAGAAGUCACUCCAAGAAUGAUGAUAUUGUGAGCAUUUCUGUUCGAAGAGGGGGUAUUGAUAAUGGUCAAUCUUACAACAAGUGGCUUUCAACCAUAUCACAGUGUCCUAAUGUCAUAUCAAUGUCUUUUGUGCCUAUUACUUCCCUGUUGAAUUCUGUUCCAGGCAAUGGAUUUUUAAGUCACGCAGUGAAUUUGUAUCUUAGAUGUGAGUGA
Molecule: messenger RNA, 861 nt
Organism: Sphenostylis stenocarpa
Lineage: Eukaryota; Viridiplantae; Streptophyta; Magnoliopsida; Fabales; Fabaceae
Source: the annotation of a GenBank genome assembly